CUGAUACAUGCCCUUGGAUCAGCCCUCAACCCGUCAACCGCACAAAACUGGGACGCUAGCGCUUCUGAGUCAAUUCACACUCUUGUCUCCUCCGCCCGUUAACUAGUACAGAUCCGAGAACCGGCCACAGAAGCCUUAACGCAAACGAAGAAGGGGAGACCAAUAUGGUGACCAAAACAGAGGAGACGCAGUUGAAUAGGUUGGAGGGUCAGGUGGAGAAUGGAGGUGGAGGAGCUUGGGACUAUCUCUGCUUCGUCAGGAAGCUUAAGGUUAGGCGCUCUGAUAAGGUCUUGAAGUAUGGUUUAUCUAUCUUGAAUGACCCCAAGAAGCGAUCCAGUCUCGGUCCUGAAGAAUGGACUCUUUAUGAACAGGUGGCAAUUGCAGCUAUGGACUGCCAAUGUUUUGAUGUUGCAAAGGACUGCAUUAAUGUGUUGCAGAAGAGAUUUCCAGAGAGCAAAAGAGUUGGCAGACUGGAGGGCAUGUUACUUGAAGCCAAGGGGUCUUGGACAGAGGCAGAAAAGGCUUACUUAAGCCUGCUAGAGGACAAUCCAUUGGAUCAGGUAAUACAUAAAAGGAGGGUGGCUUUGGCAAAGGCACAAGGCAACAUGUCAGGGGCUAUUGAAUUUAUCAACAAAUAUCUUGAAACAUUUAUGGCUGAUUCUGAUACCUGGAGAGAACUUGCUGAGAUAUAUGUUUCCCUACAGAUGUAUAAACAAGCGGCAUUCUGCUAUGAAGAGUUAAUAUUGGCACAGCCUACAGUUCCACUAUAUCAUUUAGCCUAUGCUGAUGUGCUGUACACACUUGGUGGACUAGAAAACCUUCAGGCAGCUAAGAAAUAUUAUUCAUCCACAAUAGAGUUGACUGGGGGCAAGAACACCAGAGCACUUUUUGGUAUUUGUUUGUGUACAUCUGCCAUCGCACAACUUACAAAAGGGCGAAACAAGGAAGAAAAGGAUAGUCCAGACCUGCAAUCUCUUGCAACAGCAGCCUUGGAAAAAGACUACAAGCAAAGAGCUUCCGACAAGGUUUCUGUGCUUGGUUCGGCAUUGAAAAGCUUGAAAGUUUCAUCCUAACUUCUUCGCCAUUGAAUCAAGCUUUCUAUUGUUGGCCCAGAUGCCAGGAUCUUCAUCACAUCCUAAACAGAAAGCUGGAAAUCUACUAAUGUUUUAGAUUUUAAGUUUUGAUUUGCUUGAACUGUUCUAGAAUGCUCCAUUGAGCAGACUAGGAACAUUUUGAGAGAAAUGUUUUUCUCCUUUUGCAUAAUUUCAGAUGUACUUGACCUUCAAUAUCCUGGUUAUUUCUUCUACCUUGGGUUGGUGGAUUUAUCUUGCUAUUUUUAAGUUAAGAUUUUGGCAUUGAAUCCAUGACUUUCAAGUGUAAUAAUCCAUAGGUAUACUGAUUCUGUUAACCCAAAUUCUUUUCUUUCAA
Messenger RNA from Hevea brasiliensis (rubber tree), 1428 nucleotides. RefSeq lists its product as uncharacterized. Bases 165 to 1073 code for a protein of 302 amino acids. Gene Ontology annotation, biological process: protein folding in endoplasmic reticulum. The transcript has 9 exons. Gene Ontology annotation, molecular function: protein binding. The record is from RefSeq and is a predicted model, not a curated record. Gene Ontology annotation, cellular component: EMC complex. Lineage: Eukaryota; Viridiplantae; Streptophyta; Magnoliopsida; Malpighiales; Euphorbiaceae.